CAUCUCGAACGACGAACAUCUACGAGUUAAUUUUGUGACAAUUUUUUAUUUUUUUUUUUUCGAUCGAUCGAUCGUGAGUUAAUAUUACAAAGUGUUUUCCGUUAAAAAAAUUUUCUUAUGUAAUAAAAUAAUAAUUGAUAAUGAAGAAGAGCAUUUUAUUAAAAGGUUUCUGUUAAUGCUGCCAGUGAAAGCCUGAAAUGGGAGACGUACAAGGUAAGCGGAAAAAGAAGAAAUACGGAAAAAUUUACAAAAGUGCCGAAGACGAGGCAAUUCAUAAAGCGAUUUACUUGAAGAAUAUGCGUGAAAUUGAGAAACACAAUAUACACUACAAGAAAGGGGAACGGCCAUACUGGAAGGAAGAGAAUGAAUUUACAGAUUUAACGGAAGACGAAAUCCGACAGUAUUAUCGCAGUAUACGUGUAACAUUGCUUGACGAGAAAUAUUUCAUCAAACACAUAAAGCCCCAUUGUAGCAAUAAUCAUCUUAAUGGUAAUCGAAAAUAAAGUAAUUUAAUUUUUAAUGUUAAAUAAUUGGUAUUUUAUGUGUGUGUGCUUGUGUUUGUGUGCAAAUGACUUGUUUUAGGGAAAAGGUUUCGUGUCACACGAUUUUUAAGUGAUUUAUAAACGUUUGUUUAUUAUUUUGAAUUUUUUUUUCGUGACCUUUGACAUUGACAUGACAAGGUUUUUCGUUACAUAAUUAAUUAAAUAAUUAUUUUUUGAGAAUUUUUUAAAUAUUAAAAUUUA
Culicoides brevitarsis is the source of this 743-nucleotide messenger RNA. RefSeq names its product crustapain-like. NCBI's taxonomy places the organism in Eukaryota, Metazoa, Arthropoda, Insecta, Diptera, Ceratopogonidae. The coding region runs from base 198 to 503 and encodes 101 amino acids. The record is from RefSeq and is a predicted model, not a curated record. The transcript has 4 exons.